Molecule: messenger RNA, 4737 nt
Organism: Hypanus sabinus (Atlantic stingray)
Lineage: Eukaryota; Metazoa; Chordata; Chondrichthyes; Myliobatiformes; Dasyatidae
Product: ephrin type-B receptor 3-like
Exons: 16
Coding region: 138-3053 (971 amino acids)
Biological process (GO): protein phosphorylation; central nervous system projection neuron axonogenesis; axon guidance
Cellular component (GO): plasma membrane; neuron projection
Molecular function (GO): transmembrane-ephrin receptor activity; ATP binding; protein binding
Source: RefSeq, a predicted model, not a curated record
GGCGCCUAGGAGCCACUUUUAGUCGCAGACGCUGGCGAAGUUUUGUGCGGACGGGAGGAAAGUUUGUGCCGAGUGAGAGGUUUACGCCGGAUUUUUGUUUGCUAUGCGCUGACUUCGGGAGCGGCACACCGGCCGCGAUGGGUCCCUGGCUGCUGUGCUGCUUGCUGCCCGCCGCGAUGGCGUUGGAAGAAAUGUUGAUGAACACACGGUUGGAGACAGCAGAUCUGAAGUGGACGGUUUAUCCAGAAUCCGGGUGGGAGGAGGUGAGCGGCAGGGACGACGAGAUGAACACGGUCCGCACCUACCAGAUCUGCCGGGUCUUCGAGCCGGGCCAGAACAACUGGCUACGCACCACCUAUAUCCCCCGGCGCAGCGCCCAGCGGGUCUAUGUGGAGCUGAAGUUCACUGUGAGGGACUGCGCCACCAUCCCCAACGUCCGUGGCUCCUGCAAGGAGACCUUCAAUCUCUACUACUUCGAGUCAGACAGAGACUCGGCGACCUCUCGCUGGCCGGCCUGGAUGGAGAACCCCUACGUGAAGGUGGACACGGUGGCAGCCGAGUCGACCUUCCCCAACAAGCAGAACGGCCGGGCCAACACCAAGACGGUCAGCCUGGGCCCGCUGACGGCCAGGGGGUUCUACCUGGCCUUCCAGGACCAAGGGGCUUGCAUGGCCCUCCUCUCCGUCCGCGUCUUCUACAAGAAGUGCUCGCCCACCGUUGUCCACUUCGCCUCCUUCGCCGAGACGGUGACGGGCGCCGAGCACACCUCGCUGGCCGUGGCGCCUGGCACCUGCAUCCCUAACGCCGUCGAGGUCUCCAUCCCCCUCAAGUACCACUGCAACAGCAACGGAGAGUGGAUGGUGGCGGUGGGGGCCUGUACCUGCGCACCCGGCCACCAGCCCGCCGAGAAGAACACGGCCUGCAGAGGUUGUCCUUCAGGCAGGUUCAAGGCCAGCCAAGGCGAGGAGCCGUGCAGUCUCUGUCCGCGGAACAGCCAGGCCAUUGGCCAGGGUGCCACCUUCUGCACUUGCCUGCGGGGGCACUACCGAGCCCACAAUGAGCAGCCCGAGAUGCCUUGCACCACCAUCCCAACGAGGCCGCGGGACGUGCGGGCAACGGUGAACGACACCACGGUGAUGCUGACGUGGAGUGAGCCGCUGGACGCGGGCGGGAGGAGCGACCUGACUUACGGGGUGCUGUGCCGCCAGUUCCAGGAGGGCACUCCUCCUGGCCCGUGCGCCGAGGACGUCAGCUUCUCCCCCAGCCAGAGCAGGUUCAGGCAGCGGUGGGUGAUCGUCACCGGGCUCUGGCCCCACACCAGCUACGCCUUCGAGGUGCAGGCGUUCAACGGGGUGUCAAGCCAGAGUGUAUACCCGCCACGGUCCGCCACCAUCAACGUCACCACCAGUCAGGACGACCACCCCCUGGCCAUCAACAAGAUCGAGCAGACGACUGUGACCGAGAACAGCAUCAUCCUGCGCUGGCCCAUCCCCUCCGAUCUCAACGCACACGUCCUCGACUACGAGGUCAAGUACUACGAGAAGGAGAAGAACGAAUCCAGUGCCUCGCACGUCAAUAGCUCCACCAACUCCCUGGCAAUAGACGGACUGAGGAGCGGGGUUGUCUACGUGGUGCAGGUUCGGGCAAGGACAGAAGCAGGCUACGGAAGGUUCAGCAGAAAGAAAAGCUUCUUGACCCUGAGCACAGAGAGCUCCAGCCGCCGGGAAGACCUGUUCCUCAUCGGCAGUUCUGCCUCUGCCAUCUUUGUCCUGCUGGUGCUGGCUGUGGUGGCCGUGGUCUGUUUCAGGAAGCAGCGAAAGCGGGACCCGAAUUACUCAGAGAAGAUGCCCCCGACAGCUGCUCCGGGCAUCAAGGUUUACAUUGACCCCUUCACCUAUGAGGAUCCCAAUGAGGCUGUCCGGGAAUUUGCCAAGGAGAUCGAUGUGUCCUACGUGAAGAUCGAAGAAGUCAUAGGCGCUGGCGAGUUCGGAGAGGUGUGCCGAGGCCGCCUGAAAGUCCCGGGUAAGAGAGAGAUCUACGUGGCGAUCAAGACGUUGAAAGGCGGCUACACGGACAAGCAGAGGCGGGACUUCUUGAGCGAGGCGAGCAUCAUGGGCCAGUUCGACCACCCCAACAUCAUCCACCUGGAGGGCGUGGUGACCAACAGCUGCCCGGUGAUGAUCAUCACGGAGUUUAUGGAGAAUGGCGCCCUCGAUUCCUUCCUACGGCUGAACGACGGGCAAUUCACCCCCAUCCAGCUUGUGGGCAUGCUGCGGGGAAUCGCCUCGGGAAUGAAAUACCUGUCAGAUAUGAGUUACGUGCACCGAGACCUGGCCGCCCGCAACAUUCUGGUUAACAGCAACUUGGUGUGUAAGGUGUCUGACUUCGGCCUGUCCCGCUUCCUGGAGGAGAACUCCUCGGACCCGACCUACACCAGCUCCCUGGGCGGAAAGAUUCCGAUCCGCUGGACGGCCCCUGAAGCUAUCGCCUUCCGCAAGUUCACCACGGCGAGCGACGUGUGGAGUUACGGCAUUGUCAUGUGGGAGGUGAUGUCGUUUGGAGAGAGACCCUACUGGGACAUGUCCAAUCAGGACGUGAUCAACGCCAUCGAGCAGGACUACCGGCUGCCGCCACCCACGGACUGCCCCGCCUCCCUGCACCAGCUGAUGCUGGACUGCUGGCAGAAGGACCGCAACACCAGGCCGCGCUUCAUUCAGAUCGUCAGUGCCCUGGACAAGCUCAUCCGCAACCCCGCCAGCCUGAAGAUCGUGACCCGGGAGUUAGGAACACUCUCCCAGCCACUGCUGGACCGGGGUAGUCCUCACUACACUGCCUUCUCCAGUGCCGGCGAGUGGCUGAGGGCCAUAAAGAUGGGCCGGUACGAGGAGAACUUUGUCAAUGCUGGCUUCACGACCUUCGACCUCAUUGCUCAGAUCUCAGCAGAAGAUCUACUGCGAAUUGGAGUCACUCCAGCCGGACACCAGAAGAAGAUUCUCUCCAGCAUCCAGGCGAUGUUGAAACAGACGAGGCCACCAGCCUCUGCCCACAACUGACUGCCGCGGGCACCGCUGAGGAGCAAGGGUGGAGGAUGACUGAGGGGGUGAGUGGGACACUGCUUCUGCAGAGAUGGGCGCUUCGGGUGCCCACUCUGCCGUGCAACCCCCUCCACCCUCCCCCUCUCCCCGUUGGCCGAGGAUCUCCCGGACUUUUGGCCUUUAUUGUUUGCACUUUGAGGUCUCGGCUUCACCUCACCAUGAGCAGUCCCGGUUCCUGUGGCAACCGCUGAAACUCUUGGACCCGUCCGUGACCCUUCCCUGUUCCAGGAGGGGGGACUUUGGCCGAGCUGCUGGAGGAAGGAUGAAUUCUGAGACCCUCCCCACGUAGGCACAAAGAUGUCCUGAGGAGGCCGGAGUGGGCACAGUUGCACGCAAGAUGGAGAGACCAAUUGGCCUGUUGUCUUCAUAUUGAAGAUGAGCGAAUUUAACUGCACCAGUGGACUCCCAGUUUCGGGAUUGGCCUGGUUUCCCCAGUGGAGAUAAGAGAAAACAACAGUUGAAUAUUAAUAUUACUGGCUGACACAGACUGGGCUCCACCUCACUUCCAAGCCUGGUCCUCUUUUGUACUUUUGUAUUGUUUUAUAAUGUUUAAUGUAACGAUGUGGAAAGGGUGAGCGAUGGACACAGUCAAAUGAUCCUCGUUCAAGACUCCAAGGCCUCCAAAAUCCAGGGAUAGGGUCAGAUUUCCCUUUCAUCACUUACCCGAGAUGUCUUUUUCCCCUUUCCUGUCCUCCCUAUUCUUCUCUGCCCACUUUGCCCUCCUCAAAAUCGCCCUUCCCUCCCUCAAAUUCACACUUCCCUCCGUCCUUCAAUUCCUCCUUUCUUCCCUCACCUUUUUUCAGCAACCCCCAUCUUCCCUCUGUCAAACCUCCUUCCCUCCCUCAGUACCCAAUCUCUCCCUACCUUGUCUUCCUCCCUCAACGCCUCCUGUUCACCCCCAUGCCAGCUUGUCGUCUUCUGGCAACUGGCCGCUCGACUCCUCUAACUCCCUGCCCGCAGCGGUGUGAAGCCCAGCCAGAGAUGGAGAACUCUCACUGGGGUUAGAGUGGGGGGUGGGUGAGGGUGAGUGAGUGGGCAUGCUUCCAUCAGUAGGAGGGAGGAAGAGACAGCAGAGGGUGGUUGGGAGGGAGGGGAUGUGAAGGAACUUCCAACAAUAUGCUUCACUCUCAGAACCUGGGGUCACUUGCACAGAACCUCUCCUGUUGUGGUGAGCACCACACCCCGCCAAACAUCUGACCACCACCCAGGGGUGUCCGCUGUUGGGUGAGGUGACGCCCCUCCAUCUCCUGGAGGUAGCGGUAGUUCACGUGGUGGGGAUGUGGGGGCGGGUUGUUCCUUUGCUGGUUGGUCAGUUGAGGAGAGGUGUGAGAAGACCCCAUGAGAUUGACGAGGGGGUGGUGCUGAGGAGGUGUCAACAACCUCGGGAGGGGCAGGUUAAGAUCUCCCUCAGAACCUGGCCUACAUUGCCUUUUCUCUGUGUCUGGCAUGACCCGCACCCUAUCCACCACCUUAUUCAAGAUGGAGAGCUAGACCUGGAGCUGAGGGCUGCUCUUCCACUCUUAUUCAUGCCCCUGGAUUACUCAGGAGUUUAGUAGUGAGAAUCCUGCCAGGGAUCGUACCCCAAGGGUAACAGUGACACCACCUCUUUGACAUUAAACUUCUAAAGUUCAUUUUAACUUCC